AGUUCCACCAAUCCAAUGGGAGAGGAAGAGAAACAUAAACCAGUGGAGGGGAAGGAAGUGGAAGAAGAAGAAAAGAAAGGCGAAGAAUCUAAACAAGAACCAGCUCCAGUUGUUGUUGCUCAAGAGAUUAUCUUGAAAGUUCUCAUGCAUUGUGAAGGCUGUGCUCGUAAAGUUCGUCGAUGUCUCGUCGGAUUUCAAGGGGUUGAGGAUGUAAUGACGGAUUGCAAGAGCAAUAAAGUGGUGAUGAAAGGAGACAAAGCGGAUCCUUUGAAAGUUCUCGACAGACUUCAAAGGAAGAGCCACCGUAAAGUUGAGCUUAUCUCGCCGAUCCCAGAACCACCGGCUCCGGCGGAGGAGACUAAAGCAGAGGACAAAGAAAACUCUAAGCCUGAAGACAAGAAAGAAGAGCCUCCGGCGGCGGUCACGGUGGUGCUGAAAGUUUACAUGCAUUGUGAAGCUUGUGCAUUGGGAAUUAAGAAACGUAUUGAGGGAAUGAAAGGGGUGGAAUCAGCUGAACCGGAUCUAAAUAGUUCAGAAGUGACGGUAAAGGGAGUGUUUGAGCCGCCAAAACUGGUGGAGUACGUCCACAAGAGAACCGGGAAGAAAGCCGUGAUAGUGAAACAAGAAGCAGAGGCGCCGAAGACCGACGGAGAAGAAAAAGCCAAAGAUGACAGCAAAGAGGAGAAGAAAAGUGAAGAAAGUGGUGGCGAUAAAGACAAGAAAGAAGGUGGUGGUGGAGAAGAAGAAGACAACAUUAACAAAGACAAGAAACAAGAAGGUGAUGGUCAUGGUGACAGCAAAGAAGCCAACGCCGCCAUGUCCACCGACCCAGCACCGGCGGCGGAAGGUGCGACGGAAGAGACCAAAGUGGCGGUGGAAAUGAAGAAGAACGAAUAUUAUUAUUACCCGCCGAGGUAUGCCACUGAGUUCCAGGCAUACCCUCCGCAAAUUUUCAGUGAUGAGAACCCCAAUGCUUGUUCCGUGAUGUAAAAAACUCUACGGUUUAGGGGCAUUGUUGGAA
This is a messenger RNA of Hibiscus syriacus, 1021 nucleotides long. Its product is annotated as heavy metal-associated isoprenylated plant protein 7-like. Gene Ontology annotation, molecular function: metal ion binding. Bases 16 to 990 code for a protein of 324 amino acids. The record is from RefSeq and is a predicted model, not a curated record. The transcript is spliced from 5 exons. Lineage: Eukaryota; Viridiplantae; Streptophyta; Magnoliopsida; Malvales; Malvaceae.